AGCUCAUGGCAUGAUCCAUUCCCAAACAAAGAAGAAAGACCGAAAGAGUCUCAGGUGCUUGUCGAUGAGAAAUGACUGAGGACCAUCCCCGCAACGUUGUCAGAUAACCGACCCGACAAACACAGCCUGCACACAUCCCACCUUGUAGCAUAACAUUCCUAUUUGUCGUCGGCAAUCUGGCAUAGACGCGGCAUCUCUCUCCCUUGAGGCGCACAGUGCCUGUUGAACAACACAGCUUGGUCGUCUUGUCUCUCACCUCUAGAAAUGGCGGCAAUGCGCGACGAAGACAAGUUUUACUCAAUCGCCAGCUCCCCAGAUGAAUCUGAAGAAUGGAUCACCGACCCGGAUGACGAUGCCGACAGUGCGAGCAUGCUGGGACCGCCUCAGCAUCCCAUGCCAUCGAUGCAAGCUGCUUUUGAGGAAACGAUUCGCGAUCACGAAGUAGCAAAGGCGGCGGCGGCGGCGGCGGCGGCAGCAGCAGCAGCAGCAGCAGCAGCAGCAGGAGGCCUCAACACCGAUGCCAACAGUCCUAGUGACAGAGCCUUGAACGACACAUCCCCAGAACACGAACCUUCAGACGGACUGGCAAGUCGUCACGGAAAUGCCAAUACCCACAUUUCUUCAGGCUCUGAUGGCCCAAGUGUAGGCCAGCAUCACCCUCUCCUCAAACUUGUCGCCCAGAUAAUUUUUGGUCUCCACCUUCUCUGUCAUCGCCGAGCACUGAGUUCUGCCGAGGUCAUUCGCAUCCUCCAAAGCCACGUCUCAUCCAUCGAUGCCUUCCUGGAACAGACGGACAAAGACCUGGACCUUGCGAAUGAAAAGGCGCGGCAGCGCGUUCCGCACAUGCAACGAGAUUUCACCAAGCUGAGUCUGAAAGCGAUCCUGAAGUAUGACACCGACCGGACGGAAAAGGAACUGCAGGAGUGGGAGAUCGAGGUCAGGGAAAUUGUUCGCACAACGACUACUUUCAAAGAUACCAUGGUCCGCACUUUCGAGGUCUGCGAAGACGCCCUCAUGGAGCUGCGAGAUUACAUCGAUCGCGUAAUGUCGGGUAAGGAAUCAAAAUGGCCUCCUGAUCCUGUCGAGCCGAGCGAUGUCACCAAGACCCCAAAGACUAAGCCUGAAGACGAAGAGGAAGAAGAUCGCAUUACUCCGGAGGAGAUUGUCGACGUCUUCAAAGCGAUGCGCGGUAACGAGCAAGGUUGGUUGAGAGUCUCGCAGGAAAUGACCGGAAAGCUUGUCCCACUGGAGUACCAUAUUGAGCAAUUAGUCGCAUGGUCGAACACAGUCUCCGACCAGCGAAGUAGCGGCGCAUAUGAGAGCGACGAAUUCAUCGAAGGCGAAGCACGCAGCCGUAGUGAGGGAGACGAGUACAUGGCGGAGAGAAAAUUGAAGAAGCAUUAUCGCUCGCCAUCCGCCCCAUUCACGUCCACGAAUCGCCAUGCUUCAAUCUCUGCCCGUUUCAGCGUACAGCCUAUCCAACAAGAUGAUGACACUAUGUCCGUACGGCGUCAGCAUCGACGGAACAACACUUCGAUGGGCAUUCCUCGACUCGAUAAGCCACUGCCACGACAGCCUUCAAAUGUCAGCAACAACUCCAAGAGGAACAGGCACAAGACAUUGUCCAAACCGAUCCUAGAACCAGCCCAUCCAAUCCCAUUCGACAUCCGCUUUGAGCAACCGCGAGAAGAAGCCCCUUUCCCACCAGACAUUGCCAUCCGAAAGCGUGGAAUACAAGAAUCGACCCAGAAAAGCACCGGCAGCUCGUCUCAAAGAACAGCAAGCCUUGAGGAUAAGGAAGGCGCGGCCCCAUCCCCGAUCUUCGCGCCCGCUGAGGUCAAGGAAAACAAAUCCUUCCUCGCCCGGAACAUGUCCCGACUCAGUGGGCAGUAUCGCCGCACGCAGAGCUUCUCCUUAGGCCGCCAACAGCCUCGCGAGGCGCGAAUCGCAGCCGUGAACACGACUUAUGAUCUUGCAGCCUUCCUGCGAGAUUCUGGACCUGCUCCAAUUUGGGGCAGUUUCACUCGUGCGCGAGGAGCGACGAGGAUGGAGAACACUGUCGAAGAUGCCUCCGGAAGCGAGUCAAACGAGGCUGGAUGCGCCAAUGGCAUCGUGGACAACCAGGGAGAAUUCUCCGAGAUUCCGAUCGGCAUUUCACUGCCCUCGCCAGGUAUCAUGAAAAGCUUCAGUAACGGACUCGGGUUCGGUUCGAGACCCAGUACAUCUGCAGGGAUUAUGACUGGCAAGAGGCUUUUCAAAAAGGCUCGCCCCGAGACUGCAAUUCCAGAAGCGAACAAUGUGCUCACUGCACAAUCAACAGGUCCUGCAUACCCUGUCGUGGGCGGCGACGAAAAGUCUUACGGCGAUGUCGCCAGCGGGCAAGAUCAACAGGACGAGGGAGCACAUCCGCCAGAUAUUUCAUUUGGCAUCUCUCGCGAUCAAAACAACCGCUUGAAUCGGGAGAAUGUGCCACGUAAUAUCGUGACAUCAGGCUCGCAGUCAGCUUCCGAGGCAUCAUCUUCGCAGCUACCAUACCGGCAAAAUUCCUUCGUGCAGCCAGCACAACAAGCAGAAAUUUCGCCCAUCACUCCUGAAGAAAACUCCGUCUGGAUGACUAUGUCGGCGACGAUGAGUGGCAGGAGAAGCCUACAUGUCGUCUCACCGGCACCACCCUCUCCGAUCGAUUCCAGUGUGCCUGAGCUCCAAUCUCCCAGGAUUUCAUACGCUGGUGUGUCCGGUCGGGAAAACGGCGCUUUGUAUCUAUGCAAUGGCGCCGAUGGAGGACGGGGCGGCCAAGAGAGCACCAGCAGUCUGAGCAGUGGAGACAGUGAUAACAGCAGCGUCUUCAACGAUCGUCUCAACAUGACCCACCACAUGGUAGGCAUCACACCUGACAAGGAUCAUUUGAAAUGUCGUGGCAUGCCGCCCACUGUCAGCCACCGCGCCGAUGCUUCUACUUCUAACCUGCCGCCCACGGACUUUGAAACUUUGAGUGGCGAAGCUUGUCCGACCAUCAAUAUCGGUCUUCUACCCUCGCCUUUCUCAUCUGAUUCUUACAACUCACCCGAUUCACUCUAUGGCCAUGGCCACUUUCAGCGUCCUCCCACUGCUGCCGCAAUUCCCUCGAACAUGACAAAGGCUGAGACUGAAGUCUCUCGUCCCGUAUCGCGCAGCGCCAAGGAUCUCCGCUCCAUGCCCGUGGUAAACAGUACGAUUACCACAAUCAUCACCGGCGGCGCUCAUCGGCACAAGACCAACACCAACGGUAACAACACCAAGAAAUUGAUUCGCAAAAGUGCCAUCUCCCCACCUAUGGCCAUCAAACCUGCCUCGGCCUGUUUUCCCGUCUCGCAAUCAUCUGGCGACGUGGAUGGCCACAUCAACAACCCCACGAUGAACAGCAUCCCUCAACAAGCCAGCUCGUCCGCAUCCUCCAUACUCUACCCGUUCUCACCAUCCACGCGAGCGUUCACCUUCCAACCCCCCACCGACAACGGCCGAAACCUCUCCGUCUCCUCCUCAGCAAGCCGUCCUGGCACCGCGCCCUCCGCACGCGUCUUCCAGACCGCUACAACACCAAUUUCGGCACCCGUCCAACCCCUCUCCUCUCCACAAAACCAGGCAGCACACCGUCUCCCCCUCCAACCUCUCCCAGAAUAUCUCUUCGCCCGCAGCAAUGUGAUUGAAAACCACGAAGCCGAGCUUAAAAAGAAGAAGAAAGAACUCUCGUCCACCAAGAAGAGGAAUCGCAUGACACUUACUGGUUUGGGAAAUCUCAUCAAAUGGACGGGAAGAAGUAGCGCUGGAAGCGCGGAGAACGAUGGAUCGGAUAGAGAGGAGAUGGGUCGUGAGAAUUUGACCCGGAAGUUCCUCGCGCCGGGUGUGAUUGGGAAUGGAAGGAGGGCGUCUGGGGCGUAGACCAAGAGUUGGAGACCUUUCUGAGCUUUUGAAAAACCUCGAGCACACUGGUAUGAUUUUGAGAUUUUUCUGUCUUCUCAGAUGUUGUUUGCGCUUUUGUACUUAUUGUAACGAUGACGAUGGUAUGGGGAAUAGGCGGGAGUUUACAGGGACUGGCGAGAAGUUUUGUUUGCUUUCGGCUCGCAGCAGGAGUG
Molecule: messenger RNA, 4112 nt
Organism: Dissoconium aciculare CBS 342.82
Lineage: Eukaryota; Fungi; Ascomycota; Dothideomycetes; Mycosphaerellales; Dissoconiaceae
Exons: 2
Coding region: 265-3918 (1217 amino acids)
Source: RefSeq, a predicted model, not a curated record